Staurois parvus is the source of this 604-nucleotide messenger RNA. The record is from the annotation of a GenBank genome assembly. NCBI's taxonomy places the organism in Eukaryota, Metazoa, Chordata, Amphibia, Anura, Ranidae.
GCUUUCUCUACUCCUUCCUUUUUAGCUGCCCCAAACCCUAAAUCCUCAAACUUCCCUUCUCCGAUCCAGUUUUCUACAGCUUCUGGGGUCACCACCACCACAAACACCCACAUAGCAACUUUGUCGUAUCUCCACUCUCCUGCUGCCAGUGGUGUGACAUCGCCAUCACCUGUGGUUCUGCCUCAGGAGACACAGCCAGCUGAACAUCCUUUUAUGCCUCUAAAAACCAGCGCCGCACCCUGUGAAGCCCAUCAGCGCCGCUCCAUCAGAACUGGCCCCUGAAAAGAAGGCACAGAAGCCGGUUUUGUCCACAGCAUUGACCAGCGGUCUGGAGAUGCUGAAACAUGUGACCAUAGGACAACAUCCAUCUAGCAAGAAGCAGGAGAUGGACCGACUCAAGGAUGUGUCCUCUCCAGACCAGGCAGCCAGAUAUUACCACCUGACCCAUGAUGAGUUGAUCCAGAUGUUGCUGCAGCGAGAGGCCGAGCUGCAGUAUAAGGAUAUCCACAUGCGGGAAUUGGAAGACUACAUAGACAAACUUCUGGUGCGCAUUAUGGACCAAGCACCUGCACUUCUCCAGGUUCCUCUGGAGACCAAGAAAUAA